Cyclopterus lumpus (lumpfish) is the source of this 1119-nucleotide messenger RNA. It is a transcript of the gene npy8br, whose product is annotated as neuropeptide Y receptor Y8b. Gene Ontology annotation, biological process: G protein-coupled receptor signaling pathway. The transcript has a single exon. Gene Ontology annotation, cellular component: neuron projection; plasma membrane. Bases 16 to 1119 code for a protein of 367 amino acids. Gene Ontology annotation, molecular function: neuropeptide binding; neuropeptide Y receptor activity. The record is from RefSeq and is a predicted model, not a curated record. Lineage: Eukaryota; Metazoa; Chordata; Actinopteri; Perciformes; Cyclopteridae.
CCCAGGAAAACCAAAAUGGAGCUGCAGCACAACACCAAUCACAACCAAGCCUUGUGGAAAGAGAUACCGUGGGAUUUCGCAGAGGACUGCUCGCUCUCCGUGAGUGGCACCACGUUUCUCAUCAUCGCUUACAGUGCACUUAUGGCAGUGGGUCUCAUCGGGAACUCUUGCCUGGUGUUUGUCAUCACACGGCACAAGGAAAUGCGCAACGUCACCAACAUCUUCAUCACCAACCUGUCUUGUUCCGACAUCCUCAUGUGCAUCGUAUGCCUGCCGGUCACCAUUAUCUACACACUGAUGGAUCAUUGGAUCCUAGGAGAAGUCCUCUGUAAGCUCACGCCCUUUAUCCAGUGUAUAUCAGUUACCGUCUCCAUCUUCUCCCUCGUCCUCAUCGCCAUGGAGCGCUACCAGCUCAUUGUCCACCCGACUGGAUGGAAGCCCAUGGUGGGCCAGUCUUACUUGGCCGUGGUUGUCACCUGGAUCGUGGCCUGUCUAAUCUCGGUGCCUUUCCUCUCGUACAACGUACUCGCCUUGCCUUUCCAGAACCUCAGCAUGCCCUUCCCAAUCAACGACCACCCCUUUUGUAUAGAGCUGUGGCCAUCGGUGCAAGAACGACGAGUCUACACCACCUUCCUGCUCGUCUUCCAGUACUUCCUUCCUCUCGCCCUCAUCAUGCUCUGCUACCUGCACAUCUACCUGCGCCUCAGGAGGAGGAAGGACAUGGUGGAGCGCGGCAGGAACACCACUCAGAAGAAAAACAAAGGCGCCACGAGGAUCAACGCCAUGUUGUUCUCUAUAGUGGUGGCAUUCGCACUCUCCUGGCUUCCCCUCAAUAUCUUCAACACAGUAUUUGAUUGGAACCACGAGGCCAUCCCGUCCUGUGGCCACGACAUCAUCUUCUCGUUCUGCCACCUCACGGCCAUGGCCUCCACCUGCGUCAACCCCAUCAUCUAUGGUUUCCUCAACAGCAACUUUCAGAAACAGCUCAAGUCCACCCUGUUGCGCUGUCGCUGCUGGGGGGUGACAGAGCGGUAUGAGAGUGUCCCGCUCUCCACUGUCAGCACGGAGGUCACCAAGGGGUCCAUCUUGAGCAAUGGAUCUAUCAGCAUCAAUACCUAG